ACCAGUAGUAGUGUCGUGAAAACGUUAGAAAGAGCAUCAACCUUGAAUUCUCUAAAUAUAAUCAACCGAAUGAUGGACUUACAUUCCGAUUAUAAUGAUGCAUUGGCUAAUGCUACACGAGAAAAUAUUGAGCCAGCUCUAAACAUAGAAAAGACGAGGAACGAUGAGACCGAUUCAAAUGAUACAAUAUCGGACGAUAAUAAUCAAGAAGACUUUGAUGAACCAGAGAUGGAAAUGGUGGCUUUAUCUCACAAAAGAAAAAGAGAAGUUUUGCGCAGUUUAGAUAAUCAAGAUCUCUAUUCAGAAUUUCCCCGAUCAGAAGUAAAUUUAUCAUAUACUAUUCAAGUUUCAAAAGUUGAGAUUUUGGAAGGGUUGGAAACGAAAUCGCGCUUAGAAAAAUAUAAUAUUUUUUGUCUUUUUGAUGUUGAAUUUCAUUACACAAAACAACUUUUUAAAAAACUAUCAACGGACCAAGUUAACGCAAUAAAAAGUAAAUGGACAAUGGUUAGUUUAUUUUUAAUUGUUGUAAAUAGUUAUGGACAUAAACCCCAGAUUAACAAAUGUACCUUUAUGAACAAUAAUGAGGCCGAAGAAUCGGUUAAUAAAAAAGAAAUCGAAGAAUGCUGGAGUGCAUGUUCGUUAAAAAAACUAGUUGAUAAUUAUAACAAAGUCAUCAAAGAGAAUGUAAAUGAAAAUACAUUUUGUACAGACUUUAACUCACUUAUGACGGGUGUUACAAAACAACAAUUUAAUAAUUAUGAACAUCAAAAAAAUUACGAAUUUAGUACUAGUGAAUAUCAAUAUCGAGACGAAAUAGUGAAUCCUCUUUUGGCAUCAAUCUUUUUUGAUGUCGAUAAUGCAUUGUGGUUAAAAACUGGAGAAAUUGAAAAUACGUCACAAAAAAGACAACGCAAUUUUUUAAAACAAGAAAAUGAACGAGUAAAACUUGGUGACAAACACGACGGCAUUUUAUACAUGGACAUACAAGGUAUACCAGUCGAAGUCGGUUUUUUGGAAGUGGUGGGUAAUGCGUUUACUAUGGCAAUAUCUGACAAAAAUGAUGAUCUCGAGAAACUGUUAAAAG
This is a messenger RNA of Racocetra fulgida, 1084 nucleotides long. NCBI's taxonomy places the organism in Eukaryota, Fungi, Glomeromycota, Glomeromycetes, Diversisporales, Gigasporaceae. The record is from the annotation of a GenBank genome assembly.